This is a messenger RNA of Trypanosoma cruzi, 756 nucleotides long. RefSeq lists its product as uncharacterized. The transcript has a single exon. NCBI's taxonomy places the organism in Eukaryota, Euglenozoa, Kinetoplastea, Trypanosomatida, Trypanosomatidae. The record is from RefSeq and is a predicted model, not a curated record. Bases 1 to 756 code for a protein of 251 amino acids.
AUGGAAGAGCCGUCGAAAUUUAGUUUAGUGAAUAGGUGCCACUGCGCGGAUGCCGGCAAUGCUUUGUCGUUGGACCGCUCCUUUGACUUCGCCACGUCAGAGGAGAUUGUUCCCAUUCCUGUCCAUGAGGUGGAGUUGCGACAGGCCACUUAUCGCCGUCAUGGGAAUGUGCCGCAUGAUGUUUCCUUGCAUGAGUUUGUGGCGAUGUUGGGUAUCAAUUGGGAGGACACACUUAACCCCAACACAAAAUCGAGUUGCUUGGAACAUGACGCGUCCAUAAGGGAAUACUACGGCGACUCCGAUGAUGAGGCGUACAGAAUUUUUCAGGAGAAGAUGGAACACUUCAUCAUGCGGGAUGCGUGGCUAAAAGGCAAUCAUUUCAUUGAAAAGAACAUAUUGGAGGACUACGUACGGCUAAAGCGAUUUGAGAACGACGCACUUGAACUUUUGUAUUCCAAUGACGAGGACUCUAUUAUGGCGUUGGAGGCACGGAUGUACUCGGAGGUGCAAUCGGAGGCACACAUGGAGUCUUUGCGGAAGUACCGAGAUGGUCACUCCUCGAGACGACUGACGAAGCGUCUCACCUUUGAACUCUGCCGAAUGAAUUCUGACGAGUCGUGGGGUGUGAACGCGGACUGUGAUCGAGAGGGUGUACUGGCGAAUUCUCCACCGCAUCGACAAUGGAGAGGGAAAUCAUACAAGGAACAUUAUAUGAAGAUGUAUAAAGAAGCGGAACCACUUCAGGAACCGCAGUAA